GAGACCGUUCCUAAACAUGAUAUAGAAGAAUAUAUUGAUGAUUUGUAUAGGUCAUUACUUGACAUUGUAGAUAAAGAAGUUUCGAUAAAUAGUGAUAUAUUAGAAGGAGAAUCUUUUAACUUCAAAGGUUUUGAUACAACAUCUGCUUAUGAAGAUCUUACCAAGAUUCUUACACAUUCUGAGUAUUAA
Messenger RNA from Funneliformis mosseae, 189 nucleotides. NCBI's taxonomy places the organism in Eukaryota, Fungi, Glomeromycota, Glomeromycetes, Glomerales, Glomeraceae. The record is from the annotation of a GenBank genome assembly.